AUGUCUCUUCCAGUAACCGCUCCUCGGCUGCUAUUCACCUUGACGCCAUUUCUAUAUCCGUGUCUCAGUGUAGCGCGCGUGCCCAAGCCGAGACAGCUCUGCAACAUCCGUCGCUGUCUGCACACUACGCCUUCCAGGAAAUUAGACGCAGCUACUCAGGAAGACGCCUCGAGGCCGCCCAUCGAUGUUGACCAAUACAACCAUCUGGACCCCGUACCACGAGACUACUCGGCGCAACCUUUCACGGAUGCAUGCGCGCUGACUGUGAGCGCCGGAGCGGGAGGCCAUGGAUGCGUGUCCUUCUUGCGAGAAAAGUACAUUCCCAAUGGACCGCCUAAUGGAGGAGAUGGUGGAACAGGUGGCUCCGUAUACAUACAGGCGGUUAGAGGCGAAACUUCCCUGCACAAGAUCGCAAGAAGAGGCAUUUUGAAAGCCGGGAGGGGGAAAAAUGGCCAGGGAACAUCACGAGGCGGCGCGAGAGGUGAGGAUUUAUUGCUUACAGUCCCGGUCGGUACAGUGGUCAGGGAGGUGUGGCGAGUAGAUCCCAUCGAGGUGGAGCAUGCGCGACAGGAUGCCGAAGCUGCAAAGAACUAUGGAAAAAUCAAAGAGGCGGAUGCAGAUGCAGAGGACGGCACUGAACAAAACGGCGAGUUUCGCCGCGACAAAUGGCUCAUAUACCCAGGGACAUUGCCAAAGGCGUUCAGUGUCGCUGACUUUCCCGCUACGCCUAAGCCGAGACGAAGUCAUUUGACUUCACUGCAGCCUCCAACUCCGCUGCGGCUAGACCUGGACAAACCUAUGGAAACUCCAAUGCUCUUGGCCGCUGGGGCCAUGGGAGGUUUGGGAAACCCGCAUUUUGUCACCAAGACCUUGCCUCGUCCCAAGUUCUCUACAAAGGGCGAGGAUGGUAUGAGAAUUCAUCUACAGCUGGAGCUAAAGCUCCUCGCUGACGUUGGACUUGUCGGGUUGCCCAACGCUGGCAAGUCAACGCUUCUCCGUGCCGUGACGAAGUCAAGAACUAGAGUUGGCAAUUGGGCAUUCACUACUCUCAGCCCUAACAUCGGGACUGUAAUUCUCGAUUCCCACACAGGCCGACCGUCGCUGGACACCAAGGGUCGACGUAAGGAGCCGCGCACGCAAUUCACGAUCGCGGACAUUCCGGGUCUCAUCGAAGAUGCUCAUCUCGACCGCGGACUCGGACUUGGCUUCCUCCGCCACAUCGAACGAGCGGCAGUGCUGGCAUUCGUCGUUGAUCUCAGUGCUCGGGACGCGGUCGCAGCAUUGAAAUCGCUUUGGCGUGAAGUCGGCGAGUACGAAAAGCUACGUGACCAAGAGCUCAAUGCGGAGACUCAGAGGCUCUAUCCAGGAGAAGAGGGUGGUGUAGUGCCCUUCAAGCCAUUUGAGACGUCAAUAUCAGAUGACGAUGACCCUUUCGCUGAUGGGGAGUUGGGUGUCGAAGUGUCCGCUCCGGAUGGUCGCAUACUUCCACCAUUGUCGCUGCCGCCAAUCACCAGCAAGCCUUGGUUUGUCGUGGCCACCAAGGCAGAUCUUCCAGGGACCGAGGAGAACUACUUGAAUCUCCAAAGCUAUUUGAAAGACGUGGAGAGCGGCCAGCAGGAGCAUCCCAGCGGAAAGCAGAACGCGUGGCGCAGGACAAUGCAUUCUCUCCCUGUUUCUGCCAUCAACAAGCAGGGUGUGUCUGGGCUGCCAGAAGUAAUACUCAGUCUGCUCAAUGAUUGA
Ramularia collo-cygni is the source of this 1740-nucleotide messenger RNA. Its product is annotated as related to mitochondrial GTPase 2. The transcript has a single exon. Gene Ontology annotation, cellular component: mitochondrion. Bases 1 to 1740 code for a protein of 579 amino acids. The record is from RefSeq and is a predicted model, not a curated record. Lineage: Eukaryota; Fungi; Ascomycota; Dothideomycetes; Mycosphaerellales; Mycosphaerellaceae. Gene Ontology annotation, molecular function: GTP binding; GTPase activity.